This is a messenger RNA of Trichoderma atroviride IMI 206040, 1153 nucleotides long. RefSeq lists its product as uncharacterized. The record is from RefSeq and is a predicted model, not a curated record. NCBI's taxonomy places the organism in Eukaryota, Fungi, Ascomycota, Sordariomycetes, Hypocreales, Hypocreaceae.
AUGAGCAUCGCCGACAGCCACGCCAUCGGGAGAGCGUUGCACGAGGUGGUGGAUACUCUGAGCUCAUGGAGCAACAGGUCCAGCUUAGUGCUCGACAUCAGCGUCCACUCGCCCAGUGAUUCGGCGUAUUGGUUCAAGUACCUGACUUUUGAGCCCGAUCACCCGUUCAACCAGAGAGAUGACUACAUCAGUGACGACAGUGACGACAGCGACUACAGCCAGCGCCAAGGGAGUGACAAUGAGAUUUUCAUUACUGACCGCGCAGUCGGUAAAGUGUUCGAUCCAAUCCAGGUAAAAGGACCAUUUGAUACAAUAAAGGAAGAGAACGAAUGGUGGCUGGGCAUGCCCCUGGCUCCGGCAGUGACGGCGGUGCUUCUUCGCCAGCAGACUCGAAGGCGAUGGUCACCAAGAACGCUACUGCUGCUGUUGUCACGGUUUCCCAGACUGCGAGAAAUCCACUACGAGCCCUGGAGAGAGGGGCUGACCCGUCGUUGUUCUUACUCUACAGACUACAAAACGUUCUUUCAACUCGUUGCCCCUUCGCGUUUGAGAAAACUCGUCAUCUUCGAGAACUUCCAUCAGCGCUGCCUCAAGCUCGAGCAGAUCUCCGCGUCCUUCAUUAUAGACGCUAAACAUUUCUUCGAGGCCCGCGGCCGUGGCUCGGAGUGGGCGUCUUUGAAAACGCUCGUCCUCACUUCGCAGCUGCUCGAGCCCCUCGGCGCUCAGCCCAAGAUCACCACCAUGUUAGUCCGAGCAGCCCGCGCGGCCUUGAGUAUGCCCAAACUUGAACUCAUGGAGAUUUGGAAUGGACAGCGAGGGGUGGCGGCCGUCUUUCGAUACCAGACGUCACGGUACAAGGCGAGCAGCGCGGGGAAACAGCGACCUACCGUGAUGACCUGGAGAGGGACAUGGAUGUUUAAACUCGAGGUUCCUUUGAUCCAGGCUUGGGAGCAUGUCACAUACAAGCUUCAUGGCAACGUAUUGCUGGUCAAGAGAGAGCCGUUGAGUGGCAGAUUGAUCCAGUCUCAUGCAGACGCAAUUCACCGUUUGGAGCUAGCGGAAUUGGUAAUUCGGCCUGUUUCGCAGCGGCAGAUUCGAGCUGAGCACAUGGCUGGAGAAGAUGUGUUUUUGGUUCUUUCGAGUUGAUUGGCCG